AUGUCAUUUAAAAAUGAUUUAGCAAUUGCUUGGAUUGACCUAAGCUAUGGUAAAAAAGACUGGUUUAGUAAACAUUCAAAAGUUAUAUUAAACUCAUUGAACGGACGUAUCAAUUAUCAUACAUUGACGGCACUGAUGGGUCCGUCAGGUGCGGGAAAGUCGACACUAUUGAAGUGUAUUAAUAUGCGUCAAACUUCGGGUAUAACAUGCGAUUCAAAAAUAUAUGUUAAUCAAUGUACAGAUUUUAAGACUUGUUUUAUAAUGCAAUCAUCUGAUGAGCACUUGUGGUUGGGUUUGACUGUAAGAGAAUCGUUGUUAUUUGCAUCAAAAAUCAAGAACUAUAAGAUCAAGUAUUGGGAGGAAAGUUAUGAUAAUAUGAGAAUUGAUUUUAUCGAUGAAAUUAAUGUAUACCAGAGCUCUAAGUUUCGAGAUGUUGAAUGUCAAACGGAUUACUAUUUGGAUAGAGAUAAACAUAUUAUUGAUCACAAUCUAAAUGUUAACAAAAUUCUUGGGGAACUCCUAAUGGAAGACUGUGCCGACUAUGCCGACACACUUGUCUACUCGUGCAGUGGCGGCGAACAGAAACGACUGUCCAUAGGCUUGGAGUUGGUUCAGCAAAGUAAGCCUAAUCUGAUGUGUAUCGAUGAACCAACCAGUGGUUUGGACAGUAAUGCAUCGAAACUGGUAAUACAAUGUAUAAAGCAUCUAUCAGAUCGGCACCGGAUGGCAAUUGUUACAUCUAUACAUCAGCCAAACUCAUUGUUGCUCUACAUGUAUGACCAAUUGUAUGUACUGUCCAAAGGUGGUCACUGUGUGUUUACCGGACCACCCAAUCAACUAAGAAAACAUUUACUUGAUUGCGAUAUUAGCUGUCCUCAGGAUACUGUCUUUGAAAUCCGAAAACUGUUGGAUAAGACAGAGAUAUCAUCGCAAGAAAUCAUAGAAUUUUGUCGACUAAACGACAAACUUGUGCCCAAAGACAACAACAAAGUGAUAGACAAUCAAAGCGUCUAUUUUAGCUUUUAUCACAUUUAUUAUCUAUUGUUUCGAGGAUUUACUUGUUUUAUCAGACUCGACUAUAUUAUAGGUCUGGGAUUUUGUCUUAAUGUAACAAUGACCACAACAAACAGUACAUCCAUGAAACAGGUAUCACUUGAACAGGCAAUGAAAAUCAUCGAUCAAAACUCGGAUGUCGUCCAAAACUCCAAGUGUUUGUUCUUUUCAGUAGUCAUUAUCGGUUUCCUAACAAUGUCCUGUUCAGUACUAUCAUUCCCACAUGAGGUCCGGGUGUUUUUAAAUGAACACAAAAACAAAUGGUAUUCAACCGGUUCCUACUAUUGGGCCAAAUCGUUGACUGACUUACCGAUGAUCGUUACGGUUGCCAUUAUCUACUCUACUAUUAUGUAUUACGGAACGGGACAGUUAAAUGAAAUGUUCAGAUAUUAUUAUUUUACUAUAAUUAUGGUAUUAUAA
Oppia nitens is the source of this 1473-nucleotide messenger RNA. Its product is annotated as ATP-binding cassette sub-family G member 4-like. Gene Ontology annotation, cellular component: plasma membrane. The transcript is spliced from 7 exons. Lineage: Eukaryota; Metazoa; Arthropoda; Arachnida; Sarcoptiformes; Oppiidae. Bases 1 to 1473 code for a protein of 490 amino acids. Gene Ontology annotation, molecular function: ATP hydrolysis activity; ATP binding; ABC-type transporter activity. The record is from RefSeq and is a predicted model, not a curated record.